GGCCAAGCAAGCUUAACUGCCGGUCACAGCUUCUCCCCCACAGAUUCCCGUCCACCACACCCAGGUGAACGCUUCGCCUCGGCGAAGCGUCACACGCUUCCGACGCCGCACUUGUUGCGUCCUGCGUGGUUUCAGCCAUGGAUGCUGGGUCUCUCACGGAGAUCUUGGCGGCCUUGGACGGGGACUCUGCGGUGCACUUGAUCCUGCAGACGUUGAGAUUGCGGCCUUCUUUGAGUCCGGCCGUGGUGCACUUCGCCUGCCCGUCCCUCACCUAUGCACCUUCCAGAAGCAUGACCGAGAGAAGGUGUCGUGGGGUGCUGCGGCAGUUUGACGAGACGCAAGGCGUUGGGCUCAUCACGAGCCCGGAGAUAGAGGCCACCUUCGGAAUGGAGGUGCUGGUCCAGCAAAACCAGCUGAAGGGAUUCCAGGUAGGAGACGAGAUUAGCUUCACCUGUGUUCUCAGUCAGGAGAAUAAGCCAGAAGCCUUCGAGCUCCUAACGGCUUUCGGCCUUCCACACUUUCCGGGGGCAUCUGAUGAUGCCAAGAGACGUCGGAGAACGUGAGGCCGAAGAAAAAGUGCCGUGGCCAAGCGCAAUGACUGGUUCUACUGGCACGGAAC
Messenger RNA from Durusdinium trenchii, 619 nucleotides. The record is from the annotation of a GenBank genome assembly. NCBI's taxonomy places the organism in Eukaryota, Dinophyceae, Suessiales, Symbiodiniaceae.